AUGAAUAAGGCAGCGCUAAAAUCUAACAGUGACCCAGUCAAAACAUGUUGCAGCAGUUCAUUUACGCUCACUUUUGUUGUGGAACUUCUUGGUAUAGAUGUAUUUCACGAUUGCAAUGAAGGAUGGCUAGAUUUAGGACCUGGGCCUGUUCAAGGAAUGAAACUACAGUAUGUUUUGGCGCCUGGAUUUCUUUAUGAAGCAGAGAUUAUGAUUUGGCCUCACGUUGCUAAGGUAUGGUGUGGUAUCAACAGUGGAUGGGUUCGAACUUGGCACUUUUUACAAAGAAGAUGGCUGGCCUUCUCAAUUCGUCAUGUUUUGCCCGUAAGAGUAACAGACUACAGAUACUUUACUGCUACUGUAUCAGCUAACAUGGGUCUUGGAUAUCUUGGCACGAAUGCUAAAACUGAUAAAUCUACGGAAGUAUACCUGCCUAAGCUCUCUUUCGGAGAACGGCGACAGUUUGCUACAGUGUGCGAACAUGAAGUAGAAGAAAGCAUUUCGAAAUUUAUCUAUAAUUUAAUAUGGAGUUGUAUUGUUGCAUUUAUACCGGCUUCAAACAAUGACGGACCGAUGGAUAUUCCACACCCCGUAACAGACAAAAGACACCAAGACGCUGUACUAGAGCAUGUUCAGAAGACAAUUUUGAACCAAGCACUGCCAAAGGAAAUUGAAAAAGAGGAGGAUGUUGUCGAAAAAGCGCCAGCCCUUUAUCGUAAGUCUGAAAUCAAAUCAAAAGAAACAAAAGACAAAGAUAAGAAAAAUGUAGCAGUAGCACCGGUGAAGUUUGAGAUUACCUUGUCUGGAGAUGCGAUUAUAUCAGGUACAGGUAGAAUAGUGCCGUUCAAAAAUUCUGGCGAUAGACCACCAGAUCUUGGUGAGAUUAUAGUAUUGAUUGGGACCGCCAGUUUGCCAGCACGCGAUGACUUUCCAGUUGUGUUUGUUAAUUGUGGCAGACUCACAGAUAUACCUGUUGAAGAAUUAAAGAAACGCAAAAUAACACAGCUGUAUACCAAAUGGACAAUAAGUGACGAUGUACACUGUUCAAAGCCGCAAAACAUAAAAAAUGAGAUAGAUUUUGACGACCAACAUGCAGUACCGCUAAAAUUUGAAGUGGCUGGAGAUAUUUUAUCAUCGUUUCUGGAUAAUGCUUUUAAAAUUGAGAUUCGUGGCAUUAGACAAGUACCAUCGGUAACGGAGACAUCAUUAUUCGGUUACGCAAAGAAUGAUCAUGACUUUUACAGAUCUGUUCCGCCUAAGUUGCCAAACCAGGAUAAUGACAUCCUUAUUGCCAUUACAAAAAUUGAUGCGAGAUGUCUAUCAAAAUCAAUCAAUACAUUUAAAAGAGGAGAGUUUCCAAUAUAUCCACCUGAAAUAGUUUUGAUGCCAACAGAACGUGAAAAAAUUUGCACUAACGAUAUAAAUGCGGUUCGAGUACCAAUCAAGCCUGAUAUAAUCGUACCGGCAUACGUAAUAUUAAAAGCACAAAUGACAUUAGAAUCAUCUAUAGGUCUUGUUGGAUGCAAACCUCAUAAAGCACUCACAAAGUACUCCAGAUUAUAUUGUGUUCUUGAUGACUCUGAGGCAGUGAUGACAAUACUACGGCAUAUUACAGAAAUUAAUGAACAGAUGGUAGAGACGGGGUCAAGAAAUGAUUUGAUAACAGGAUUUGCAUUAGACACAGGAGAUAAAGUAAUGUUGUAUGUAGAAGGGCCAAGAGAUGGUCAAAUCUUACGUGUGUGGGACAUCACUGAGGAAUUUUAUCCUAAUGUGAAACCUGUCUUUUCGACUUCGGCUAAAUAUUGUAGUCGACUGUAUCCCGAGUUACUUAAAGCUGCAAUGCCUUUUAAUGUUUUGAAGAUGUUCGUACCACUGUCAGUUGUGCUGGCAUGCCCUCCAAUUUAUGCUCGUCCCGCACUACCACUGCCAACGCGUUUUGCAGUACUAAAAAUAGGCCGUCUUAUAGCAGGCAAGCUGUUAACUAGCCCUUGUUCCAGUGAAAUGCCAACAAGUGACGAGCUAAAAAGUUUCAGACUUGAGCUUUGUGUCGCACCUCGUCCGCCUCCUGUGAGUGUUCCUGUGUCCACACCUGUUAAGAUAGCCUCAUUUAUUAGUGAUCCAUCUGGGACAGCAGCCGUCCAAAAGAUCAACUGGGAAAAAAAUGACUAG
Messenger RNA from Arctia plantaginis, 2166 nucleotides. Lineage: Eukaryota; Metazoa; Arthropoda; Insecta; Lepidoptera; Erebidae. The record is from the annotation of a GenBank genome assembly.